CUGAAAUGAAAGUAGUACGUAGAAAUAAAAAAUUAGUUAUAAUAAACUUCAAUAAAUAGAGGCGAUUUUCAGGUACAAAAACAGAGGCUGGGAAGGGCAUUGAUCCAGAGCUGUAGGUGGUCGAUCUGAAGCUUUCUCUCGGAAAUCAGCUAAGAUAAGGUAUGAUCGAUGCACACACCGAGACAAUUUUGGGAAGAAUCCAACCAAUUCUUCAUCUUUAAGGCCAACUUCAAAAAUUAAAAUAGAAAGUAAACUUUUUUUGCUUUGAUGUGGCUCCUUCAAUUAUGCAUAUCAGUCAGGUUAAGAGCUAUUCCUCUCAAACCAUUUCCCUAGAUGUGGAUGGUGUAGAUUGGUUGUGUAAAUCAUUUAGUUUGAUUAAAUCUGACGAUUCUUCAACCUUCGUUAGGAAUGAAGGAUAUCGUAAAAUUCACAUGUCAUUUGGAAAAAAUGAAUGUGGAGGUUUUAUUUGUUUGGUUGAUUUGAGGCAUGAGGGUAGAAAAAUUAUUAUUAUUCCUGAAGGAGAAAAAGGAGAUGGAUUCACACUGUUUUGCUCUACUAUAUUGGACCAGCCGGAUAUGUUGUGUCAAAUUUCAAAGGGCAAUAUAAGGAUAACUUUUGAGGACUCUGCAGCCAACUGUUCGAGUAUAGUGGAAAAUUGUUUUGAAGAAUUUGCAUCUAUAUCCUCCUUACUUUUCUAAGAGGAUUUGCUUAAUCUUGAGGGUAAUUCUUGCAACUCUUUGAGGGAGGUUGUUUUGGUGCCCGAGAGUAUAGUCACAAUGCCAGGGGAUAUUGAAGUUAAUAACGAGGGAUAUGAACUUGAAGACAUUCAAGAAGGAAAAGGGAAUAUGGAUAUUGUUUUGGUGGGAAUAGAGGAGAAAGAAGAUAACGUAGAAGAAGUCAUAGGGAAGAUUUCUGAAGGGGGCCCAAAGAUGGAAUUUGGUAAGAUAGAUGUUCGAUGAGGGAUAUUCAAGAAGUAACACUGAUAGAGUAUAUACACUCGGACCUCCGAGUCUCACAACUAUUGGGCUCGGACAGCGGCCCACACACGCUUAUCAGAUGUUAUUCAUAUUAUUGUGCAUUAUUAUUUAGAUGUUAUCAGUUCUUUUAUGUAACCGGGUCUGUCGGGCCCAUAUUAUAGGCCCAGACCCGGAUUUCCUUAUAUAUACUCCUUAAGGGAGCUCUUGUAAACCUAAGUCUCAAUUCAUUAUUCAUUCAUCUUCUCCACAUUUCUU
Messenger RNA from Cuscuta europaea, 1232 nucleotides. The record is from the annotation of a GenBank genome assembly. Lineage: Eukaryota; Viridiplantae; Streptophyta; Magnoliopsida; Solanales; Convolvulaceae.